ACUCCUGAGGACUCAACAGUUCAGUAGUCCUACUUAAAACUUCAGGACUGGCCGCUCUGCUGCUUCAAAAACUGGAACAAUGAGUUGGGUAAAGCCAGGAUGGCUCCUUUGGGCGAGUUUUGUCGGAUUUAUGGCAUCGGUCCAGAGCGUAAGACGAUUAGAGUUUUUCGCCUUCGGUCCCAGCGCAGGAGAUCAGUCACUAGACUCAGGGAAUGACCAGACCCACCGCCUCUCACUCAGCAAGCCCGUGUUUUUUUAUGAUGGCACUUUCGACAGCAUUUUUGUCAACACCAACGGUUUUGUCGCCACGGCAGAACCAACAGGCGAGUCGACAUACCUUGGUAAAAUGCCUUCCAAGUUUGGCAUGAUCGCAGCUCUGCAGGGGGAUCUGGACACAAGCGAUGGCUUGGGGAGAGUUUUCUUCCGUCAGGACUCCAGUCCGGAUGUUCUGCGUCGGGCGGCUGAGCACAUCAACAGGGCCUUCCCAAACGACGAUGAGGUCAAUCCCACAGCUGCUGUGGUGAUCACCUGGGUGGACGUCGCCGCUCAUGAACCCCAAACCAGAGGAGAUGGCAUUGAGAAGAAGAGAAACACCUUCCAGCUGGUUCUUGCCUCCCUGGAGACUGCCUCAUAUGCGAUUCUCCUCUACGCCAGGGAUGGAGUUCAGUUUUUAUCCACACCAAUAGGAGACAGUGAUGUGAUCAUGCAUUCUGGCUUCAGCCAAGGUUUGGUCCAAGGAUUCCUGUUUUCCAGACAGGGACAAUAUUACCGCACCAGCACAGAUGAGGAGAGUUCUGUCAGGGCAUUGGCAGAGGAGACAAACUCUGGCAUGCGGGGUGUAUGGGUUUACGAGAUCGGAACGUCUCCCCGUUUUUCCAACGUAGCUCCUGGGGAAGUCACCGAUCUGCCGCCGGAGGCCCCGCUGCCGGUUUUAGAGCACGACGGACAGCAGAAAUACGCUCCCAUUGAUCCAGACGCUGAACAGAUUGAGGUCCUUGAAAUCCUUCCUCUGCCAUACCAACCACAUCAGCCACAGAACCCCGAAGUAGUUGUAGUCGAUGACCCAGAGAUAAAUGUAGAUGUGUUUUCGUACAACCUUGGGACAUGUGCCAACAACAGAAAUAAAUGCUCCCAGUUUGCAGACUGCAGAGAUUAUGCCAGUGGAUUCUGCUGUCACUGCAGACCCGGCUACUAUGGAAAUGGACUGCAGUGUGUGGCAGAGGGAAAGCCACAAAGGAUGAACGGUAAAGUCAAUGGGAGGGUGUUUGUGGGAAACUCUCAGUCUCCGGUGGAGUUCAGCAGCAAGGACCUCCACUCGUACGUGGUGGUGAACGACGGCCGAUCUUAUGUUGCCAUCAGCGACAUUCCUGAUGCUCUGGGGCCGUCGUUGAUGCCGUUGUCGGCCAUCAGUGGUGUGAUCGGCUGGGCGUUUGCUCUUGAGCAGCCUGGAUUUAAGAACGGCUUCAGCCUUAUUGGGGGAGAGUUCACCCGACAGGCUGAAGUGACCUUUCUACCUGGGAACGAGAAGCUAACCAUCAGGCAGGAGUUUAAAGGGACGGAUGAACAGGACCACCUGGUGGUGACCACCACCCUGAACGGCCAGAUCCCUGAGGUUCCUCCAGGCACUUCCAUCCAGUCUGAGCCUUACACAGAAAUCUACCAGUACAGCAGCAACCUGAUCACCUCAUCCUCCACUCAGAACUACAAGCUGGUUUUCCCCGAAGGAACCAGUGAAAACAGGAGGUUUCAGUGGCGUCAGACCAUUUCCUUCCAGGGCUGCCAGCACGGCGAGGUUUUGAGGGACAUGAAGCCUACGCAGCUGCUGAGCGUGGAUCAGGUGUUUGCUCUGUAUGAUGCUCCAAACCAGCUCCUCCGUUUGGCCAUGAGCAACAAGAUUGGAGAUGUCAAUGGGGGGGAACCAGAAGAGAACCCAUGUUUUACUGGGAGACACGGCUGUGACACCAAUGCCAUUUGCCGACCCAGUCAAGGAAAUGAGUUCACGUGCCAGUGUGCCUCAGGAUUUAAUGGUGAUGGGCGUACAUGUUAUGACAUCGAUGAGUGCAGAGAAAAUCCUCAGAUCUGUGGACCUAACUCAAUCUGCAACAAUCAGCCUGGGACUUUUCGCUGCGAGUGUGAUGAAGGGUAUCAGUUCGGUAUUGAUGGAAGGACAUGCAUCGAGGUUGAUCGACCAGUGAACCACUGUGAGGAAGGAACACAUAACUGUGACAUCUCUGAGCGAGCGCAGUGCAGCUACAAUGGAGGUUCCUCUUACAUCUGCACCUGCCUCCCAGGGUUCGCAGGAGACGGGAGAUCGUGCCGGGGUAGGAGAGAGGAGAGAGUGUUAGCUUUUUGGAAGUAGUUAAAUUACUGGGAA
This is a messenger RNA of Poecilia reticulata (guppy), 2374 nucleotides long. The record is from RefSeq and is a predicted model, not a curated record. Lineage: Eukaryota; Metazoa; Chordata; Actinopteri; Cyprinodontiformes; Poeciliidae.